Messenger RNA from Onthophagus taurus, 1331 nucleotides. RefSeq names its product Tetraspan membrane protein in hair cell stereocilia (gene Tmhs). Gene Ontology annotation, cellular component: plasma membrane. The record is from RefSeq and is a predicted model, not a curated record. NCBI's taxonomy places the organism in Eukaryota, Metazoa, Arthropoda, Insecta, Coleoptera, Scarabaeidae. Gene Ontology annotation, biological process: sensory perception of sound.
UCCGCAGUAAGCUAAGUAACAGUGUUGACUUCACGUCGGCCAUUUUCUACGUUAUUAAAACGACCAUGCGUUAGAAGAUUCUUAAGAAAUUUUUCGUUCGGAUUGACUAAAUUCGUUCAAUUCCGUGUCACUGGUUACUUUCACUUUUGUUAUCAUCAUGGGUUCUAAAAUUGAAUACGUCGAUCAAUCACAAAUUUACGCUACAAGUUACGUGAGGAACUCGAAGGCCAUCGGCGUUUUAUGGGCGAUCUUCACAAUCUGCUAUGCAAUAAUUGGGGUAGUAUCGUUGAUCACACCAGAAUGGAUUGGAUAUUUGGGCACGGAAUCGGGUAGUCAAGGAAAAAUCGGUCUUUGGUCAAUUUGUUAUGCCGCCGAAGAAGGUACCGAAAGUUGUAAAGGAUUACUUUACGAAUUUUGGAAGAUGGAGAACAAACCACUCAUGGCAGCAACGAUAUGUGUAGGGUUAGCAGUCGCUACAGCCCUUUUAACUAUUUGCGUAAUGCUGUUUUUUUGCUUUUGUCAAACGACAACGGUCUUUCACGUUUGCGCUUGGUUACAACUGAUAUCAGCAAUUUGUAUGAUUGCUGGAUGUGGUUGUUUCCCCGCCGGUUGGAACGGUUCUAAAAUCCAAAAAAUAUGCGCUUCAUCGCAGCCGUAUUUUUUGGGGCGAUGCAACAUCCGCUGGGCGUAUCUUUUGGCAGCUAUUGGAUGUUUGGACGCUGUUAUCCUAUCGAUUUUAGCAUUUAUAUUGGCCACUAGACACAUUAGGUUACAACCGGAUCCGCAUUAUGCCCCGGCGAGCUUAUUUAAAGGUGAAAUGAACAGUGGUUUUGUUAACGAUACAGGAAGUGUAGCCGGCUCAAGAAAAUCUUUAAAUUUACAUCCAGUUUUAUUAAUGCAUCCAGGACAAGACGAUACAUAUUCGCAAUUUUCUCAAAGAACUGUGCCAAGAUCGACUCAUUCCGGUCAUUAUUCUCAUCCAAUGCAUCAUAACUAUCAAAUGUAAAAAGAUAAUUAUGUUUACUAUACAUACAAAAAAAGAUGUAUGUAUAUUUUUAUUAAUUAUUUUGAUACAAAAUCGUUUUCAUUGCUAACCUGUGAUGGAGAAUUUGCGAAUGAAUUGAAUCCUGUUGAAUCGAAUCGAAUCUCAUUUACCGUUUUUUUAAACUAGGUAUCUUCGUUUAGAUUUUAUGGUUUUUAUUUUUAUUAUAAGAUGUCAUUACUAAUUAAAUCCUUUAAGUAAAUAUAAUGUUUUUAAUCCGUUAAUAUUAUUUAUUUUAAGAAGUAUUUAGCUUUUAUUCAUGUCUAAAAUAAAGAAAUCUACAUGAUAA